Molecule: messenger RNA, 522 nt
Organism: Hansenula anomala
Lineage: Eukaryota; Fungi; Ascomycota; Saccharomycetes; Phaffomycetales; Wickerhamomycetaceae
Gene: ADI1
Product: acireductone dioxygenase (Ni2+-requiring)
Exons: 1
Coding region: 1-522 (173 amino acids)
Molecular function (GO): acireductone dioxygenase [iron(II)-requiring] activity
Source: RefSeq, a predicted model, not a curated record
AUGAGGGCUUUUUAUCAUGAUGAUGAUACCAUAACUGAUUAUCGUGAAGAUCAUGAUUCAGGUAUACCAGUUUCUGAACAAGAAUUAUUAAAACUUGGAUUAAUUUAUCAUAACCUAGAUUCUUUAGAGAAAGUUGAUAAAUUAGCCAAUGAAAGAAAUUAUCAAAAUAGAGAUCAAAUUGAAAUAAGUCCAACUUCUUUUGAAACUCCUGAAAUUUUAAAAUCAAAAUUAGAUAAUUUUUUCAAAGAACAUAUUCAUGAAGAUGAAGAAAUUCGUUAUAUUAUUGAUGGUGAAGGAUUUUUCGAUGUUAGAUCCAAAGAUGAUAAAUGGAUAAGAAUUAAAGUUUUCCAAAAUGAUUUAUUAAUUUUACCUCCUGGGAUUUAUCAUAGAUUUACUUUAUCAAAUAAAAAUUUUAUAAAAGCUUUGAGAUUGUUUAAAGAUGAACCAAAAUGGAUCCCAUUACCAAGACCUGUUGAUGAUAAUCAAUAUAGACAAGCUUAUUUGAAGUCUAUUGAGACUUGA